Molecule: messenger RNA, 8840 nt
Organism: Rhineura floridana
Lineage: Eukaryota; Metazoa; Chordata; Lepidosauria; Squamata; Rhineuridae
Product: zinc finger protein 271-like
Exons: 5
Coding region: 325-3132 (935 amino acids)
Biological process (GO): regulation of transcription by RNA polymerase II
Molecular function (GO): RNA polymerase II cis-regulatory region sequence-specific DNA binding; DNA-binding transcription factor activity, RNA polymerase II-specific
Source: RefSeq, a predicted model, not a curated record
CAGUUCCCUUCCUGCUCCACCUUCCCCAGGAGGGAAUCUGUCUUUUGAAUUUGUGCCCCCAGCCUUGAUUUACACUGCAUUGGUUGGCUAAUCUGCAGAAAAGAGUUUCUCUGGAUUUUUUUUUUUUUUUUUGCUGUGCCUCUGGAAAGGAGACAGGCAUGAGAGAGACCCAUCAUCUCUAAGCGCAACUUAUUUGAAGGAGAGAAGUAAGGUUGAAACCUGGACAUGAGACAUUUUUUGAAGGUUUAAGCAGUUAAAGGAGGAGAGGAAGAGUGGAGUGAGGCUUGAGCUUCAAUAAGGCUGUCCUGUAGCCUGGGAAAGAAAAUGGCUGACAAGCAAAGGAUUCUGGGAGGCCAGGCUGCUCUGGAUGAAGAGCAAAUGGAUGAGGAGGACCUGGGAGGCUUGGAACAAAUGGAGGGAUCAGGAAGAGCCAGGAAAGCACCUCAUGACAUCCUCCAUCCUGGGGGCAUCAGGAGACUCUUGAAAAAGAUAAUGGUCCCACAGGUUAAAGAGGAAACUGAGGAGGAGCUGCUCCAGAGCCAGGAAUCUGAGUGGCAGGAGUCUCUCAAGGGAAAGAAGGCCCCUCUCUCAAGCUGGAGCAACCCAGAGCCAAUGGAUCCCACCAUGCCGUGGGGAGAUAUCAAGGCCUUCCUGGCCCACUUUGAAGGAGCUAAUCAGGCCAGCCAGUGGGCUGCCCGCCUUGGAGAAGUUUCAGAGGGCAGCCCUGACACCCAACAGAAUUACGGGAAGAUGAAGGCGGCCAUCUUGCGUGGGGAGGCUAGCUGCAGGGAGUGGCAGCGCCAGCGUUUCAGGCUCUUCUGCUAUGAGGAAGCCGAGGGGCCCCGAGAGGUUUGCAGGCAGCUCCAGGAUUUCUGCCACCAGUGGCUGAAGCCAGACAAGCGCACGAAGGAGCAGAUCCUGGAGCUGGUGAUUCUGGAGCAGUUCCUGGCUGUCCUGCCCCCGGAGAUGCAGGGCUGGGUGAAGGAAAGUGGCCCAGAGACUUGCAGACAGGCGGUGGCCCUGGCGGAGGUGUUCCUGUUGAGGCAGCAAGAGGGUGAUAGCCAGGAAGAGGAGGUCUUGGGGCUGUUUGAGGAAGGAGCUGAGGAUUCCCCCAAGGACGAGCAGAUUCUGCUGGAUUCCAAGCAGAAGCAGCUGGACAAUCAAAUCGAGGAAGAGAACCGCCCAGACGAUGGAAGUAUCCAUGGUGACAGUGAGGGACCUAGUGAAAAUGAAGCUUCUGUGGGAAAUCUAAAGCAAGCAGCGAUCCACGGGGCGCUGCUUGGAAGAGCAAAAAGUGUUUCCUGGCAUUCCAAGCCAGGGCAAGCUUCCAAGAACCAGCACGUGAGGAAGAGGAAACAGCCCAGCCAAGAAAUCAGCCCAGCCAAGCAAGCAGGUGCCCUUGCCCUGGGAGGAGGUGGGGGUGGUAACGAUGUCACCCCAGGGAGGCCUUCAUUUCAGAGCUCAGAGCCUUGUGAGGAGGACAGGAACGAUUCUGGUGAUGGCACUGACUUCUUAAUCGAUGCUGAGGGCAAACCCCACAAACGCUCAGAGCCAGCUGGUCAGACUGGUGGCUGUAUUAAGCAUCCUGGAGGAGCUCAUGCGGCAAGCGAGAAGACCAGUAGCUCUCUGAGCUGCGGGAAAAGCUUGAACCCAGUUGAGCAGGAGCAAAGGCAUGUAGGGGAAGAAGAUGCUCAGACUCGCGGAUGCUCAGACUGCAGGGAAAACCUUGACGGGGGCUUGGCUCUUGUUAAGCAUGAAAGAAUCCCUCCAGGAGAGAAGCGUUACGGGUGCUUAACUUGUGGGGAAAGGUUCAGCCUCUAUUCGAGCCUCAUGAAACACGAGCGCACUCACACCGGAGAGGAGUCGUUCGUGCCUUUGGAAGCCGGGAAGCGAUUCUGCCGGAGUGGCAGCCUUCCCACCGGGGAUGAGAAAACCCUGGCGGCAGAGAAGCCAUACAAGUGCCCAACCUGCGGGAAGAGCUUCAGUAAGAGUUCGGGCCUUCGUUUCCACAAGAGAAUCCACACCGGGGAGCGGCCGUACGCAUGCGCAGACUGUGGGAAAAGCUUCAGCCAGAGGUCCAACCUUAUCCUGCACGAGAGAACCCACACCGGGGUGAAGCCUUUCCGGUGCUCCGACUGCGGAAAGAGCUUCCUCCGCAGCUCGGACCUCGUGAGGCAUGAAAUCAUCCACACAGGAGAGAAGCCGUACACAUGUGCCGAGUGUGGCAGGUCCUUUGGCCACAACUCGACGCUCAUCGCACAUGAGAGAACUCACACAGGUGAGAAACCUUAUAAGUGCUCGAUCUGCGGAAGGAGCUUUAGGCACCACUCGGGCCUUAUCAAACACGAGAGGACCCACACUGGAGAGCGGCCGUACGCCUGCCCAGCCUGCGGGAAAGGUUUCAGUCAGAGCUCAGGCCUCACACUACAUAUGAGGACCCACACGGGGGAGAAGCCUUACCAGUGCUCGGCCUGCGGGAAGAGCUACAGUCAGAGGUCAAAACUGACAAACCACCAGCGAACCCAUGUGGGCGACAAGCCAUACAAAUGCUCGGACUGUGGGAAGGGCUUCACCCGCAGCUCGAACCUUAUUAAUCAUCAGAGAACCCACACAGGAGAGAAGCCAUAUACAUGCUUGGACUGUGGAGAGAGCUUUUCCCGAAGUUCACAGCUCAUCAGCCACCGGCGAAUCCAUACAGGCGAGAAGCCUUACCAGUGUCCCGAGUGUCAGAAAUCCUUCAGUUUGCGCUCACUCCUUAUUAGGCAUCAGAAAAUCCACACAGGGGAGAAACCAUACCAAUGUGCCGAGUGCGGGAAACGGUUCAUCGAGAGCUCCGAACUCAUUACACACGAGAGGACCCACACGGGUGAAAAGCCAUACAAGUGCAGCAUUUGUGGGAUCAGCUUCUGCCAGAGCUCAAACCUUCUGGCACACACCCGAACCCAUACUGGGGAAAAACCCUACCAAUGCGCAAGCUGUGGGAAGAGUUUCAGUCGGAGUUCGAACCUCAUUGUGCAUGAGAGGACACACACAGGCGAAAAGCCGUAUGAAUGUUCCUACUGUGGGAAAGGCUUCAGCCAAAACUCUCGCCUUAUUAGUCACAAGAGAAUCCACACUAGAGAGACUGUGUGAAAAGCCUCAGGAACUGUUUCUGUGGCUGGCUCUUGACAUGGUGAGAUCUUCACACAUGAAAGCAAAGCCAUGCACGCUUCUGACAAAUGAAAAAACAAACCUAGAUUGAGAAUGUCAGCUUCAUUAAAUACAAGAAUAUCCAUGUAGGUGGGGAACCUGUGGCCCUCCAGAAGUAGCUGAACUACAACUCCCAUCAUCCCUGGUCACCGGCCAUGCUGGCUGAGGCUGAUGGGAGUUGUAGUCCAGCAACACCUGAGCUAUGGGUUCAUGAGUUAGCUACCCCUCAUGCAGAAGGAAGAAUUUUCACUCUGUUGCAAGAAGGAGUAGGGUAGGGAAGGGAACCUGUUGCUGCAGCUAAGCAGGGGUAUAUCUAAUCAGUUCCUCAGAAGGAAGACUAUAUUAAACCCCAUUUAAAAGUAGAACAUAAAGGUGUUGUAUCCAACAUAGCUCACAGCCACAGUUCUGUCAGCGCAAGGAAUUCCAUGAGUGCAACUGGACUUCCCCUUUUCCUCCCCCAGUGUCCCCUCCCCCCGGGUAUGUUUUCCUUACAUGCUUCAGGACGUAGCCCCGUUACUUUUUUUGCAGCCGGCCGCCUUCUUGAGUCCCUCUGUCUGUCCCUACAGCAAAUGAAGCCACCACAAUUCCCAAACGCAGAGUGUGUGCUUGUGUUUAACACCCUUUCCUCUUGCCUUAGGAGAGAAUCCAGCAAGGCCAGGAGUCACUACAGCUCAUCAGCAGUCAGUAUGAAUCUCCUUGCGUGCUAAUUGGCUCCCACCAUCUACUGCUGUGGGGAGGAGAGAAGCAUGAGGAGGGAGAGAGUCAACACAAGUUAAGAGAGGGAAGUUUCCUGAGAAGAGGGGGGUCGGCCAAGCCUGAUUUAAGAGUGGGUUUGCAUCAGAAUCUUGCUAAAACUAAGGGCUUUCAAACAGUGCCACGCAGACCCAUGGCAGCCAACGCAGAGGAUGGGUGAAGACAGCCACACUGUGGGGCAGGGAGGAUGGGGCUAAGAGUGAGCCAAAGCAGCAUUUUCUCACAGAGAAGGGGGACGAAGGGCUAAGAAGGGUGGGGGUGUUUUAUAGACAUCAUUGGGCGAGACAGAACUUCUCCCACCUGAUCUACAAAAUAGGUUUCUUCCCCUUGUAAAAUACAGGCAGCCUCAUUCUUCUUAGCCCUUUGCUCUUUUUGUCUCCCCCCCCAUGAGUCUCUCUCCCACCUCCCCCACUUUCUCACAGACAAUCUGCAAAACGCACAAUCAAGGGGAGAACUGCUUUACAAGCAAUCCCCCUUGUAUUUUACAGGCAGCCUUCCCCCUUUCUUCAGCCUUAUUUGUGACCCACUCUUGGAUGUGGGCCAAUAAAUUGAGGCUGAAUCCUGAAAAGACAGAGGUGUUAUUUGUCCAGAGUUCUCAUGUCGAGGAGAUGGGGAGACGGUCCGUUCUGGAUGCUCUUUCCUUGAAGGAGCAGGUCUGCAGUCUGAGGGUGCUCCUUGAUACCAUACUGCCACUGGAGAUUCAGGUGGCCUCAGUGGCUAGAAGUGCCUUUGUUCCAGCUCUGGCUAGUUCACCAGCAUCAGCCCCUUUUGGACUGAGAAGACUUGGCCACAGUGCUCCAUGCUCUGGUAACUUCCAGACUGAAUUAUUGCAAUGUGCUCUACAUGGGGCUGCCCUUGAAGAUGACUUAGAAACUUCAACUGGUCCAAAAUGGAGCAGCCAGAUUUCUGGCUGGGGUUCCCUUUAGAACUCAUAUUUAUGCUUUAAUUUGGAUUCCUGCAUUGAGCAGGGGGUUCGACUCGAUGGCCUUAUAGGCCCCUUUCAACUCUAUGAUUCUAUGAACCCCUGUUUUAAAACAGCUUUAAAACAGUCAGUUUGUUUCUGGGCCCAGUUCAAGGUGCUCAUGUUAGCGUUUAAAGCCCUAAACGACUUAUGUCCCAAAUAUCUGAAAGACCGCCUCCUCCCCUACAGACCUUCUCGGGUGUUGACAUCAGCAGAGGGGGCCCUUUUGAUGGUCCCGCCACCCUCAGAAGUUGCGGGGUGGGGGUGGCCUGGGAAAGGGCAGCCUCUGUGGCAUCCCCUAACCCAGCCUUUCCCAACCGGUGGGCCUCCAGAUGUUGUUGGACCACAAUUCCCAUCAGCCUCAGCCAUUGAGCCAUUGAGCAGAGAGUAGGAAUAAACGGACAGUUCUCCCAAUGGAGGGCUGUAGAAAGUGGAGUCCCUCAAGGAUCGGUAUUGGGACCUGUACUUUUCAACUUGUUCAUUAAUGACCUAGAAUUAGGAGUGAGCAGUGAAGUGGCCAAGUUUGCUGACGACACUAAAUUGUUCAGGGUUGUUAAAACAAGAAGGGAUUGCGAAGAGCUCCAAAAAGACCUCUCCAAACUGAGUGAAUGGGCGGAAAAAUGGCAAAUGCAAUUCAAUAUAAACAAGUGUAAAAUUAUGCAUAUUGGAGCAAAAAAUCUUAAUUUCACAUAUACGCUCAUGGGGUCUGAACUGGCGGUGACCAACCAGGAGAGAGACCUCGGGGUUGUGGUGGACAGCACGAUGAAAAUGUCGACCCAGUGUGUGGCAGCUGUGAAAAAGGCAAAUUCCAUGCUAGCAAUAAUUAGGAAAGGUAUUGAAAAUAAAACAGCCGAUAUCAUAAUGCCGUUGUAUAAAUCUAUGGUGUGACCGCAUUUGGAAUACUGUGUACAGUUCUGGUCGCCUCAUCUCAGAAAGGAUAUUAUAGAGUUGGAAAAGGUUCAGAAGAGGGCAACCAGAAUGAUCAAGGGGAUGGAGCGACUCCCUUACGAGGAAAGGUUGCAGCAUUUGGGGCUUUUUAGUUUAGAGAAAAGGCGGGUCAGAGGAGACAUGAUAGAAGUGUAUAAAAUUAUGCAUGGCACUGAGAAAGUGGAUAGAGAAAAGUUCUUCUCCCUCUCUCAUAAUACUAGAACUCGUGGACAUUCAAAGAAGCUGAAUGUUGGAAGAUUCAAGACAGACAAAAGGAAGUACUUCUUUACUCAGCGCAUAGUUAAACUAUGGAAUUUGCUCCCACAAGAUGCAGUAAUGGCCACCAGCUUGGAUGGCUUUAAAAGAAGAUUAGACAAAUUCAUGGAGGACAGGGCUAUCAAUGGCUACUAGCCAUGAUGGCUGUGCUCUGCCACCCUAGUCAGAGGCAGCAUGCUUCUGAAAACCAGUUGCCGGAAGCCUCAGGAGGGGAGAGUGUUCUUGCACUCGGGUCCUGCUUGUGGGCUUCCCCCAGGCACCUGGUUGGCCACUGUGAGAACAGGAUGCUGGACUAGAUGGGCCACUGGCCUGAUCCAGCAGGCUCUUCUUACGUUCUUAUGUUCUUAUUGGCAGUGCUGGCUGAGGCUGAUGGGAGGUUGUGGUCCAACAACAUCUGGAGGCCCACCGGUUGGGAAAGGCUGCCCUAAGCUAUUUAACUCCCCACCGAGGUGCGUCUGCCAACUCCAUUGUACAACUUUUGGUGAAUGCUGAAGAUGCACCUCUUUGACACCUGAGGUGUAUAUUUUUAGGACCCACCCUAUUUUCUGUGAUGUUGUUUAGGUGGUUUUUAACUGUUUUUAAUUAUGUGUUUUUAAAUUGUUGUAACCCAUCCUGGGACCUUUGAGUGAAGGGUGGGUGAUGAUGAUGAUGAUAAUAAUAAUAGUAAUAAUAAUAAUAAUAAUGCAUUAAUUGAAUAUCGCCUAAGGCUAAUAAAUAUUAAAAACAGAAGGACAAUUCUCAAAACUGCAGGCCUCAGCAUCACAUACAUUUCCUGUCCCCCCCUUAACCUGAAACUUCUUAAAGUAUGGAUAUUUUGGUAUCGUAUUUAACCAAGCGCCUGGUCACCAUAGGUGACAGAAAAUUCCAUGCAGGCGAGUAAGUGGGUGGCAGAGGAGGGGUGAUGCACUCCAUCCCUCCUCUACCAGUCUGCUCAGUUUCUGAGUUGGUUGCAAAAGAAAAAAAUACCCAUCCCUCCAACCUGUCCCCAUUUGACCAGCCUGUUUGAUAGAAAGCUUUUUCAAAAAAAUUGUUAGAAAUCUAGUUUUCUGUGGUGGCCACAGAGAGUGGGGUGGGGAUGAGGGCUUCUCCUUCUCUAUAGAAAGCAUGGGAAUGCAGGCUACUAGCCUUUUAGCUGGCUAGUGGGAAACAACAACACUGCAACUUUUGUGGGCGUAGUUUUAGGGCUGGGUUACCUGUACCUGCCUCAAUUGUCAGCACGUGACUAUCUGAAAAUAUGGGACAAAAAUAUAGGAAGUAAAUGAAUGACUCAAAUAUAUAUGCAGAAUAUCUGGUUUAGUGUAAAUUUAUGUGGUUCCGUUUUCUCUUUUUUACAAAAAAGUUUUUGGUGUUUUUUUUUUACAAAAAAGUUUUAUCUCUGGCCACAUCCUCACCAUACAUUUGAACCACUGUUAUACCACUUUACACAGCCAUGGCUUCCCCCAAAGAAUCCUGGGAGUUUGUGAAGGUUGCUGAGAGUUAGGAGGAGAAACUCUAUUUGUGGUAUGUGAAGGGGGUUAAUUUUUUUCUGCACUUUGGCUAGUUUGACUUCCUCUGGUCUCGAAGCCUCCUAGAAACCCCUGCAAAAAGGAGGAAGGAGCUGCCAGACCAGUCAAUAAAUGUGUCUCCCCCCCCUUAACAUGGCUCCUGUGUGUCUUUUAUUAUUUAGCAGCUGCAAGACAGAUUUGCCUCAACCAUGGACAUAAGAGCCCUGUUGGAUCAGACCAAAGACCUGUAAGUUGUGCUGGUCAGGAAACGAGAAGAGCGUGGGCGAGUUUAAAUUUAACUCUUUCCAUCUGAUAAACUGAGACUUGGACUGACACACCGCUGCUUCCCUUUCCUCAACUCAUGCCUUAAUGUAAGGCUUCUAGGGUUGGCUAAACCACAGUUUCUUGUUAUGCCCAACCUUGGAAACUGGUUUUGAGUUUACAGUACACUUUAUGUUCAGAUUGAGACUGUUAUGUCUGAAUUAGGCCUAUUUUUGCACUAUAAAUGUUUAUACCUUUCCUGUACUAAAUUAACUGCUAUGGUUUUUUCUGUCAAAAUUGUAGCAUGACACAAGUGCUAAAAAAUUCUCUUGACUCCAGUUCCCAGGAUUCCUUGGAGGAAGCCAUGCUUGUUUAAAAUGGUAAAAGUGCUGUCCUGGGCUGGGAGGAAGGGCAUGAUAUAAAUCUAAUAAAUAAAUAAAGCAAGCAAGCUGCUUUAAAUAUAUAGUCCGGAUGGAGCCUUAGGCUAAUCUUCUGAAUGCUGUCUGUGGAACAUGCCCUCUGAAGAGCUGCUUGUGAAAUUCACACUUUUUUUGUUUUUAACCUUGUUAAUGUUCAUUGGUUAUUAUAUUUGCUCAGGUGGAGUUCCUUGACGUCUCACUAUGGCUUUGAUUAUUUUUGUUGUUUCUGCUGUGUGUGUGUGUGUGUUUGAAUUGUCUCAAAGUUUGAAAGAGAUUCUUAAAAUAAUUUAAUAAAAUUCCAACGGAAAAUAAAAUAAGAAAUGGCUACAGAAUGUUUUUGUUCUCCAAGUCAGACAUUUAUUAAGGCCUUAGAUUUAUUAGAUUCAGGGGAACUUCUGCAAAUGGAAAAGGGUCAAGGAGGUGAACAUUUGUCAAAAUAAAGAUAUUGCUUAAAACAUUAUUUUUGUUCUUCAGUAUUCCAUUAGAUUGUGACUUGACCAUUUUUUGAAAAAUUGUAAAUAAAAUAUGUUUUCAGCCGUGGGCAAGCUGCAUAGUCCCAAGGAGCUCAGU